Messenger RNA from Protopolystoma xenopodis, 279 nucleotides. The record is from the annotation of a GenBank genome assembly. NCBI's taxonomy places the organism in Eukaryota, Metazoa, Platyhelminthes, Monogenea, Polystomatidea, Polystomatidae.
AUGGUCAUCAUUUUUUACGACACUAUAAGAAACCGCGAUGUCUCUUUCGAUUGUCGAAUACUUGUCACUGGUCCAAACGUCUUCUUUUUGCUGUCCUCGCUGCAUCUCCAAGUUUACACAGGCAGUGUGCGAAAUUCUCCCCGACUCUUCCCCAUUCCAACCUCGUGUUCGCCAGGUUUUGUGAAAGAGAAUGUCCACGGCCUCCCUGAUCUUCCGUUUUUGGUGUUCUCCCCAUUUGAGUCCAAUCUUUCCGUUGCCCUCCAGCCAAUUGUGUGGCCG